Aspergillus japonicus CBS 114.51 is the source of this 932-nucleotide messenger RNA. RefSeq names its product peroxiredoxin. The record is from RefSeq and is a predicted model, not a curated record. The transcript is spliced from 5 exons. Gene Ontology annotation, cellular component: cytosol; mitochondrion. Gene Ontology annotation, biological process: cellular oxidant detoxification; cell redox homeostasis; cellular response to oxidative stress. Bases 82 to 750 code for a protein of 222 amino acids. Gene Ontology annotation, molecular function: peroxiredoxin activity. NCBI's taxonomy places the organism in Eukaryota, Fungi, Ascomycota, Eurotiomycetes, Eurotiales, Aspergillaceae.
CUCCUACCUCAACUCACUCACUCACUCACUCCCUCCCUCCCUCCCUCCUUCUCACCACUAAUCUCUACCAUACCAUUCACAAUGGCUCAGGAUCGUGCUCCUCCUCUCCGUCUCGGCUCUGAGGCCCCUAACUUCGAGGCUGAUUCCUCCAACGGUCCCAUCACCUUCCACGACUUCAUCGGCGACAGCUGGACUGUCCUCUUCUCCCACCCCGAUGACUUCACUCCCAUCUGUACCACCGAGCUUGGUGCUUUCGCUAAGCUCGAGCCUGAGUUCACUGCUCGCGGUGUCAAGUUGAUCGGUCUGAGUGCCAACGGUACCGAGUCCCACCACGCCUGGAUCAAGGACAUCGACGAGGUCACCGGCUCCAACCUCAAGUUCCCCAUCAUCUCCGACCCCGAGCGCAAGGUUGCCUACCUGUACGACAUGGUCGACUACCAGGACACCACCAACGUCGACUCCAAGGGCAUGGCUCUCACUAUCCGCUCCGUCUUCAUCAUCGACCCCAAGAAGAAGAUCCGUCUCAUCAUGACCUACCCCGCCUCCACCGGCCGUAACACUGCUGAGGUCCUCCGUGUCAUCGAUGCCCUCCAGACCACCGACAAGCACGGCGUCACCUGCCCCAUCAACUGGACUCCUGGCGAUGACGUUGUCAUCCCUCCCCCCGUCUCCACCGAGGAGGCCCAGAAGAAGUUCGGCGACAUUCGCAUUGUCAAGCCUUACCUUCGUUUCACCAACCUGAAGCAGUAAAUCAAUGUCGAGUUCAGCCAAAGAUUGGAAGGAUGUUUGCAGUGGUGCAGUUCGAUUACAGGACUAGUGCUGAAACAAGGGAGGCAGAUUUGAUACGAAAGUUAUGAAAAAAAUAUGAGAUAAUAUUUUACACCCUAUGGUUCUAGAUGGGGUAGCAAGGAGUAAUUCAAAGCCGGCUGCAG